Mesorhabditis belari is the source of this 732-nucleotide messenger RNA. The record is from the annotation of a GenBank genome assembly. NCBI's taxonomy places the organism in Eukaryota, Metazoa, Nematoda, Chromadorea, Rhabditida, Rhabditidae.
AUGAAAAUCAUCAAUGAGCACGGUUUUCGUUGUGAUGGGCGCAAAGCACAACAGAUUCGAAAUAUUUCUGCUCAAUUAGGCAUGGAUGCCAGCUCGGAGGGGGCGGCUUAUCUUGUUCAAGGCAAUACGCAAGUAAUAUGCCAUGUUUAUGGUCCACAUGAGGCAACGCAGCGUUCUCGAAUGCAAGACGAUCGUUGCUUUAUCAACUGCCAAUAUGAACGCUUUCUUAAAAGCCGUUCGAAAAAACAAAACAAUAUGAAGAAACGGACCGGAAAAGAUAGAAAAAGCGGCGAUGUUGAAAGGCUCGUUGAAAAAACUUUUGAAACCGCAGUCUUUACAACGAAUUUCCCUCGUUCGCAAAUUGAUAUUCAUCUAAUGGUAACUUUUAAGGAAGACGGCUCCCUUCUAUCAACUUGCAUCAAUGCAGCAACGUUGGCUCUAUGUGACGCCGGAAUCCCAAUGAAAGGUGUUGUAUCGGCGACUACUUGUGGAAUAGCUGAAGGAACGGUCAUUUGCGAUUUGAAUAACCGAGAAGAGAACGAUCUUGUUCCUCGAAUAACGUUGGCUACAAUUUCUGGUCGAGAUGAGUGUGUUCUUGUAGAAUUACAGAAUCGAGUGCAUGUUGCCCACCUUCCAAAUUUGCUCAAUACCGGCAAAGCUAUGUGUUUGGCGGUUCACGAAUGUCUACACACUGCGAUUCGCGACCAUUUGCUUCAUACAAUUCCGAUUUCU